Molecule: messenger RNA, 612 nt
Organism: Vanderwaltozyma polyspora DSM 70294
Lineage: Eukaryota; Fungi; Ascomycota; Saccharomycetes; Saccharomycetales; Saccharomycetaceae
Gene: YRB1
Product: Ran GTPase-binding protein YRB1
Exons: 1
Coding region: 1-612 (203 amino acids)
Biological process (GO): protein import into nucleus
Cellular component (GO): cytoplasm; nuclear pore
Molecular function (GO): GTPase activator activity
Source: RefSeq, a predicted model, not a curated record
AUGUCUGAAGUUAAACCUGUUGAAUUGAAUAAAAAAGAAGAAUCUUCUGCUUCAAAACCACCAACUUCAGCUGUUUUCUCCAUGUUUGGUGGUAAAAAACAAGAAUCUAACGAAAAGAAAGACCAAGAUAAGGAUGAUGAAGAAAAGAGUAAUGCUGAUAACAAGAAAGAUGAAGACGCUCCAGAAUCUCCAGAUGUUCAUUUCGAACCAAUUGUUCAUCUAGAAAAAGUUGACAUAAAAUCUAUGGAAGAAGAUGAAGAAGUCUUAUACAAAGUUAGAGCAAAAUUAUUUAGAUUUGAUCCAGAAAACAAAGAAUGGAAAGAAAGAGGUACUGGUGAUUGUAAGUUUUUGAAAAAUAAAUCAACUGAAAAGGUUAGAUUAUUAAUGAGAAGAGAUAAAACUUUGAAAGUUUGUGCUAAUCAUAUCAUUUCUCCAGAUUAUGAAUUAAAACCAAAUGUCGGUUCAGACAGAUCUUGGGUUUAUGCUUGUACUGCCGAUGUAGCUGAAGGUGGACCAGAAGCUUUCACUUUUGCAAUUAGAUUUGGUAACAAAGAAAAUGCUGAUAAAUUUAAAGAAGAAUUCGAAAAGGCAAAAGAACAAAAUAAAAAAUAA